UUUUACACUGUGGGAGAGCGAAGUCCGCUGAGCGGCUUCGUGUCCCUGGUCACAUGCUCGGAUCAGCUGAUCGCUUCACAUCCGCCUGACUGGGGAGUGUUUACGUUCACGUUCUGAGCUGCAGCAGCAGAAGCGCGUGAUCUUUACAGGACCCCUCUGUGGGAGGAAACGGCUGAACGCCUGUCCCAGGAGAGAACGCCUGUCCCAGGUGUGAACGCCUGUCCCAGGAGAGAACGCCUGUCCCAGGAGAGAACGCCUGUCCCAGGAGAGAACGCCUGUCCCAGGAGAGAACGCCUGUCCCAGGAGAGAACGCCUGUCCCAGGUGAGAACGCCUGUCCCAGAUUUAAUCCUCAUGUGCUGAGUCCCGUCUGAAGGCCGUUCGAUGAGGAGUGCAGCAUCAGCAGCUUGGCAGUGGCAGUAGCUCUUUGACAUGCAGCACCCCAACUUUGAGACGAGGCACCCCCUCCAGGCUGAGGAGCACGAGACGGGCAUCGACCCCCUGCAGAACUUCAACAGGACCAGGCAGAGGGGUACACUGGAGAGCAGUGGAAGUGGGUCGUUCACGCAGUCAGAGAACAUCUUUCUCUCCUACAGAAAAGAGUGGGAUGAGUUAUUUCUGCACAGUAACUACCUGGCCCGGAUCCGGCAGGCCGGGCUCAACGGCCGGCUACGCAGCAGCCGCUUCCGCAGCGUGUGCUGGAAGCUGUAUCUGGAUGCUCUCCCAGAGGAUAAAAAUCAGUGGAUCAAUAAGACCAAGGAGCUGAGAGCUCAGUAUGAGCGGAUCAAAGAGACGCACAUAACUAACCCCCGAAAAGCUGCUGGGCACCAGGACCUGAUGGUGAACAACCCUCUGUCCCAGGAUGAGGGGAGUUUGUGGAAUAAAUUCUUUCAGGACAAAGAGCUGAGAGGGAUGAUUAGGCAGGACGUCCUGAGAACGUUCCCUGAGAUGCAGUACUUCCAGCAGGAGGACGUGAGGGCUAAGCUAACAGACAUCCUGUUCUGCUACGCCCGGGAGAACGAGCAGCUGCUGUAUAAGCAGGGUAUGCAUGAGCUGCUGGCUCCCAUCGUCUUUGUCCUGCACUGUGACCAUCAAGCCUUUCAGCACGCCAGUGAGACGGCCAGCCCGAGUGAGGAAAUGAAGUCCCUCUUAGACCCGGCGUUCCACGAGCACGAUGCCUAUGCCAUGUUCUCUCAGCUGAUGGAGACAGCGGAACCCUGGUUCUCCAGUUUCGAGCGUGAGGUCCGUAAGGGAAAGGAGGAGAUCAUGACCAGCAUCCCGUUCGCCCGACCGCAGGAUGCCGGUCCCUCUGUCGCCAUAGUGACCAAGGUGAACCGCAUCCAGGACCAGCUGGUGAAGAAACACGACAUCGAGCUGCACAUGCACCUGAACAGGCUGGAGAUUGCCCCACAGAUAUACGGCAUCCGGUGGGUGCGGCUGCUUUUUGGGAGGGAGUUCCCCCUGCAGGACCUGUUGGUCGUGUGGGACGCCCUCUUCGCCGACAGCAUUACCCUGGACCUGGUGGACUACGUCUUCGUCGCCAUGCUGCUCUACAUCAGAGAUGCCUUGAUCGCCAGCAACUUUCAGACCUGCCUGGGCCUGCUGAUGCACUAUCCUCCAAUCGGAGACGUGCAUUCGCUCCUACAGAAAGCCCUGUUCCUCAGAGACCCCAAGAACAACCCACGACCCAUGAACUACCAGUUCCAGCAGAACCUGGACUACUACAAGACCCGCGGUGCUGACCUGGUGAACAGAUCCAGAGCGAGCACCAGGGCCCCGCCCCUCAACAUUAACAAGGUCUCCAGCAGCUUGCUCAGUUUCGGCCGCAAGCUCAUCGCCCCCGCCAUCUUGGCCCCGCCCAGCGCCAUCGCACCGAUCAACAGCGAGGUGGUGUCAGCUCCGCCCUCUGUGAGCCGCACCACGCCCGAGGCCACGCCCAGCCCCGCCCACUCGCACCCGAGUGCGCCCACGCUGCACCACCGCAUGCUGAAGUCUGAGAGCAUGCCUGUGCACCUGAGCAAAGAUGUAGGUUCAUCCGGGGGCACUCAGGUCUCUCUUCCUCCUCAGACCCGUGCCGAUGUCCAAGGCGCGAGCUCCAGGACGGCCAGCUCGUCCACCAGUACGGAGAGCAUUCCUGCGGGGCGGGACUACCCCUCCGCCUCCCCCCCCCUCUCUGCUUCCAAAAAGGACUCCUUCUUCAACAUCUCUCGUUCCCACUCACACAGCAAGACCAUGGGGAAGAAGGAGGCAAGUGAUGACAUCAUAAGCGCUGCACCAGUGUCUGUGUUGCAGGAGGAGGAGCUGGAGGUGCAGGUGUCCUUCCUGCAGGGCCAACUCAAUGACCUGGAGGCCAUGUGCAAGUACUGUGCCAAGAUGAUGAAUGUGCACAUCGGGAAAAUCCAGGAAGUGAUUCUGCAGGAGAAUCUGGAGAAGGAGGACGAGGUGCUGGUGUCCCUGGCUGGGCUCAAACAGAUUAAGGACAUCCUGAAGGGCUCACUGCGGUUCAACCAAAGCCAGCUGGAAGCCGAGGAGAACGAGGAGAUCACCAUCGCCGAUGAUCACUACUGCUCCACCGCACAGCAGGACCAGGACCAGGACCAGGACCAGGACCAGGACCAGGACCAGGACCAGGACCAGGACCGGGACGGCCUCCGAGACGCACCUGAGAGAGACCUACCGCAACCACUGCCUGACCAACAGACUAAGGUGUUGGGGUCUCUGGGCUCGGAGGGGCGGAACUGGGAUGACUAUAUCCUGAUCUCCCAGGACGACGAUGCCCCGCCCGAGCAGGAGGAGAGGAGGGCGGGCCCACCAGGGGGGGCGGAGCCCGUAAGCGCCCCUAAAAGCAGGCGGGGUCACGGGGUGGAGCAGGAGACAGGCCUGUUCCAGGACCCCCUGAUGGGCGCGGCGUCGGGGGGCGUGGCUUCGGGCUCGUCCAGUGCGUUGGGGUCCAGCCCGGACGAUGACAGCACCCACAGCAAGGACUCGGACUUCACCAUCGUCACCCCGGCAGACCUGUGAGCGCCCCCUGCUGGCCUGAGCCGGCCAGCGCUGCCCUGCGUUUGCGCACGUACUGAGCGGGAGUCCAGACCUCCCAGAAUCCCCCUGUGCCCUGUUCAUCGCCCGCCCCGCCCCCUUUUCUACCGCCCCCCAGGUGCCACAUUAGCAUGCUGUAUCUGCCUGUAAGGCUGGGGGUGUGUCCUCAGGCAGCCUCUCCCCCUAAUCUUCUACACAUUAAGCCCCGCCUCCAUCUUGCCUUAACUGCGCCCUCAUCCACCCCCCCCCAGUCCCCAUUGGCCAUGAGUGCCUGGAGAAAUUCUUCAUCCACACUAAUCUCAGCUUUCAUUUCCUCUGUUAAAUCCCUCUUUUUCUUUUUUUCUUUUAGAGAUUUUAAAACCGUUUAUGGGACUGAACCGUUCAAAAGUGAGGAUGAAAAAAAAAAAGAUUAAAUUAUGAAAAGUAAUAAUAGUUUUCUUUUUAAUUGAUUGUGAACAUUUCUAUUUUUUACCAACCAUUUCAUUUACAAGACUGUCCUGUUUUUCUUUCCUUUUUUUUCCGGCCGUUUUCUUUUCUGCCGUGGGUUCCGGUGGUAUGGUAACCAUGGUAACCAUGUAUAGCGACGCAUGUAGGGGAAAAAAUACCGAUGUAGAAUAAAAACAAUGUGACUAACUGUACGGGA
Anguilla anguilla (European eel) is the source of this 3677-nucleotide messenger RNA. It is a transcript of the gene tbc1d5, whose product is annotated as TBC1 domain family, member 5. NCBI's taxonomy places the organism in Eukaryota, Metazoa, Chordata, Actinopteri, Anguilliformes, Anguillidae. Gene Ontology annotation, molecular function: GTPase activator activity. The transcript has 24 exons. The coding region runs from base 431 to 3019 and encodes 862 amino acids. Gene Ontology annotation, biological process: activation of GTPase activity. The record is from RefSeq and is a predicted model, not a curated record.